Molecule: messenger RNA, 810 nt
Organism: Knipowitschia caucasica
Lineage: Eukaryota; Metazoa; Chordata; Actinopteri; Gobiiformes; Gobiidae
Source: the annotation of a GenBank genome assembly
AUGAGCAUUAACACAUAUUUUCUGAGACAAGAGAGACGGUCACGGAGGAAUAGCCCAGCUUCAGACGCCUCCGAAGAGCAGCAAGCUAGCAUGAUGGAGGAGAAUGCUAAUGUUGCUAACGUGUUAGAGCUAUUGAAGAAGCACGGCGGCACUCUGAAUGACCAUGAGACGCGGCUGGCUGAAACGGAGCUGAGGAUUGGAGCCCUGGAGGAUGCGGCAGACCCGAUCCAAACCAAGAUCGGGGACUUGGAAAAGACUGUGGACUUUUUAGUUGAACGUGUUGACGAGUUAGAGAACAGGGGGCGGAGGAUGAAUAUCCGAAUACUGGGGGUCCCUGAAGACGUGGAAGGGACUGAUCCGACGCGCUUUUUCGAGCACUGGCUCCCGGAGGUGCUACUUAUGCGAACGAAGAACGGACGGAUAAAACUGGAGAGAGCACACCGCACUCUCGGCCCCAAACCCUCGCCUGCACAGAGACCAAGACCAGUAGUUGCACGUUUCCACAACUACCAAGAUAAACAACGCGUGAUGAAUGCCUCCUGGGAACUUGCGAGGAAGAAUCAUGCUGUGAAACACAGAGACUCCAGGGUGAUGUUAUUCCAGGAUUAUUCUGCAACUGUGGCCCGUAGAAAGAAAGGUUACGACGCAGUGAAGAAACGGCUUCGAGCUCUUGGUGCAGAAUACAGGCUGAUGUACCCGGCUAAACUGAAGAUUAUUUUCCGUGGAUCAAACAAAGUGUUUAAUAAUCCUACUGAGGCAGAACAUUACUUGGAUUCGCUGGACGGGGGUGCUUCAGGCCGUGACGAGUGA